Cucurbitaria berberidis CBS 394.84 is the source of this 957-nucleotide messenger RNA. RefSeq names its product serine/threonine kinase receptor associated protein-like protein. Gene Ontology annotation, molecular function: protein binding; RNA binding. The record is from RefSeq and is a predicted model, not a curated record. Gene Ontology annotation, cellular component: SMN complex. Lineage: Eukaryota; Fungi; Ascomycota; Dothideomycetes; Pleosporales; Cucurbitariaceae. Gene Ontology annotation, biological process: spliceosomal snRNP assembly. The coding region runs from base 1 to 957 and encodes 318 amino acids. The transcript is spliced from 2 exons.
AUGCCCGAAACGACUAAAGUGGUGCCGCUUACCUGCCAUGGGCACUCGCGACCUGUCCCACAUAUCCACCUCUCAUCUAUUGUAGACGAAGACCAGUAUUAUAUUAUAUCAGCGUGCAAGGAUGGCAACCCUAUGCUUCGCGACGGCAUCACGGGCGACUGGAUUGGUACUUUCUUGGGUCACAAGGGCGCUGUCUGGCAAGCGAGGCUCUCUUCGGAUGCUUCUCUAGCAGCAACAGCGUCGGCGGAUUUCUCUGCGAAAGUAUGGGAUACCCAUACUGGCGAAGCCCUGCAUACACUUUCCCACAACCAUAUUGUCCGUGCGGUCGCAUUCCCCAAUCAACCCCACCCUCAGAUCCUAGCGACAGGUGGCAUGGAGAAGAAACUGCGCAUAUACGACCUCUCUCGGAGCGAUUCAGCAACGAGCUUUGAGAUUGGCGCUGGUGUUCAUGGCGGAACCAUCAAGUCAAUUGUGUGGACAUCGGACCCGAACGUCGUAAUUACAGCCGCAGAGGAUAAGAAGGUGCGGUGGUGGGACCUCCGGCAAGAGGCCACAAUUGGCGAACACGCAGUUGAAGGCGUAGUAGGCACGUGCGAGUUGGAUAACACUUCCUCGGACGGCGCGCUGAGUGUGGCCGCUGGGAACAGCGUCUACUUCUUUGAUAGCCUUUCGCCUGGCUCGCUCAUCAAGAGCAUCAAAACGCCGUACGAGAUCGCUAGUGUAGCGCUACAUAGCGGGCAGCGGCGAUUCGUUACUGGUGGUAGCUCCCAGAACGACACCUGGGUCAGGGUAUGGGACUUUGAUGAGGAGAAAGAGCUGGAGACAAAUAAGGGACAUCACGGCCCCAUCUGGUCAGCAAGUUUUUCUCCCGAUGGAAAACUAUAUGCGACUGGCAGUGAAGACGGAACGGUCAAGCUCUGGAAGUUUACAACAGGGCCAUACGGAUUGUGGAAAUAG